AUGAGAUGAAGGUGCGCGGGUGCAUCUACCACUGUAUAUAUACACACACACACAGCUCUCAUUGCCCAAAGUCUCUGGUAAGAACCAACAGCAGCAGCAGGAAAAUGGUCUCAGCUGUUUAUAUAUCGCUCAUCCUAGCCCUUGUGGUGAAGUCUAGCCUGCAGAUAUGUGCUCCAAGCUGCGCAGGUGUUGAAAGUGGUUUCUUUGUGAGGGAUCCCACUGAUUGUACCAGAUACUACGUCUGUGUUGACGUAGGAGGUGGUGUGAUAGUGCCCUCCUCGCUACCAGUUGACUGCACCGAUGGUUACUAUUUCAACGAUGGCCACGCAGUUCCUCGGUGUGACCCCAUAAGUGAUGCUGGAGCAGAUUUCUGCAGCGACCUUUGCAAUCCCUGUGUAUACCAGUGUGAUACAGCCGGCCAAGUCACGCCCAACCCCACGAACUGCAACACCUAUUACGUGUGUCUUGCGGGCGGCCACGUCUUGGAACAACCGUGUCCUGGCGACGCUCCGUUCUUUGAUUUCAACACAGGAGAAUGCACGCUGGAUGACACCUUGUGUUACAAUUACUGCGAUCCCUGCGUGCCUCACUGUACUAAGCAAAACGAGAAAGUUCCAGACCCUCUUGAUUGUCACAAUUUCUAUGAGUGUAAUCCCCCAAACAUCGCCAGCUUCACCUGCCCACACACAGAGAUCUUCAGCAGGGUCACACUAGAAUGUGAAGCAGAUGCUGAUUGUAUCAUUGACUGUUAAGAGUUGGAAAAGGUGACACUUGUGUCUAGGAAGAGUGUCACCUGAAGCAAGAUUUAGUCAUAAGACCCUGCAAAGUGAAGCGACAACAACAAUGAUCACUGGGUAACCACUACUGACUUUUCUAUGCACCUACUUUUACUGACGUAAACGUAGGUGCAUAGAGUCAGCAUCUGUCAAAUAGGAAUUGUAGGGAAUUAAUUCUAUUUCUAAAUUAUAUAUAUUACCAGACACGAAACUUACUGUAGCAAAAAAAUAUAUAUUUAACAUUAUAUAUUCGUAAUUGCAGUGAUAUUCAGAACAGUGAUAUAAAAUAACUCACUGUUAAUAUGAUUUAAAUUUAAAAACUUUUAAAUUUUUACAUUUUGAUCUGUAUUUUCAACAAGCUACCAAUUUUUCAUCUAAAUGAUACCUACACAUUAUGUACAAGAUACAUACUAUUUACAAGACACACACAUUAUCUACAACAUACAAAGUUAAUUGUUCAUAAGAUAAUUAUUAUUUUCUACACGUUUCCUGUUAAUUAUCAACAGGUUAUCUUGAUUGUCAAUGUAGACGGAGUUGUAAUUACCAACCUACAGAGAAUUAUUGUCAACAUUCUGUACAGUCUGCUCUGUUAUCAUUGUAUCUUCAUUGAAUAACCAGCAUAUUCAGUCUGAUCUAAAUAGAAAAUAAAAAUCUGGCAAUAUCAAAAACGAAAACAA
This is a messenger RNA of Cherax quadricarinatus, 1453 nucleotides long. RefSeq lists its product as uncharacterized. The record is from RefSeq and is a predicted model, not a curated record. Lineage: Eukaryota; Metazoa; Arthropoda; Malacostraca; Decapoda; Parastacidae. Gene Ontology annotation, molecular function: chitin binding. Gene Ontology annotation, cellular component: extracellular region.